ACAAUCCGACUCCAUCUGCGUUUCUCUGCGGCCAUCCCGUCGCAAGGGCUCCUGAUAACCCUUGUACAAGCUACGGUCUGGUCGCCGGGGUCUGAUUGAGUUGUUACUUCCACCGCAUACAUUCCUUUCAAGAGCAAGAAGCUCUUCUGUCAGAAACUAGUGUUUCUUUUCCUCUCCUGUUCCUCGAGCCUCCACUCUCCCCUGUCUUAUUCUGUGUGAACCCAGCCGGAGACGCCUCCCCUUCUCCCCCUGCCGGCCCAGUUAUGGCAGAGAACGAUGUGGACAAUGAGCUCUUGGAUUAUGAAGACGAUGAGGUGGAGACAGCAGCUGGGGGAGAUGGGGCUGAGGCCCCUGCCAAGAAGGAUGUCAAGGGCUCCUAUGUCUCCAUCCACAGCUCUGGCUUUCGUGACUUCCUGCUCAAGCCAGAGUUGCUCCGGGCCAUUGUUGACUGUGGCUUUGAGCAUCCAUCAGAAGUUCAGCAUGAAUGCAUCCCUCAGGCCAUCCUGGGAAUGGAUGUCCUAUGCCAGGCCAAGUCAGGCAUGGGGAAGACAGCGGUGUUUGUGUUGGCUACACUGCAGCAGCUGGAGCCAGUUACUGGGCAGGUGUCUGUACUGGUGAUGUGUCACACUCGGGAGUUGGCUUUUCAGAUCAGCAAGGAGUAUGAGCGCUUCUCUAAAUACAUGCCCAAUGUCAAGGUCGCAGUGUUUUUUGGUGGUCUGUCUAUCAAGAAGGAUGAAGAGGUGCUGAAGAAGAACUGCCCGCAUAUUGUCGUGGGGACCCCUGGCCGCAUCCUAGCCCUGGCUCGAAAUAAGAGCCUCAACCUCAAACACAUUAAACACUUUAUCUUGGAUGAAUGUGACAAGAUGCUUGAACAACUCGACAUGCGUCGGGAUGUCCAGGAAAUUUUUCGCAUGACCCCCCACGAGAAGCAGGUCAUGAUGUUCAGUGCUACCUUGAGCAAAGAGAUUCGUCCAGUCUGCCGCAAGUUCAUGCAAGACCCAAUGGAGAUCUUCGUGGAUGAUGAGACGAAGCUGACGCUGCAUGGGUUGCAGCAGUACUACGUGAAACUGAAGGACAACGAGAAGAACCGGAAGCUCUUUGAUCUUCUGGAUGUCCUUGAGUUCAACCAGGUGGUGAUAUUUGUGAAGUCUGUGCAGCGCUGCAUUGCCCUGGCCCAGCUCCUGGUGGAGCAGAACUUCCCAGCCAUUGCCAUCCACCGUGGGAUGCCCCAGGAGGAGAGGCUUUCUCGGUAUCAGCAGUUUAAAGAUUUUCAACGACGAAUUCUUGUGGCUACCAACCUGUUUGGCCGAGGCAUGGACAUCGAGCGGGUGAACAUUGCCUUCAACUACGACAUGCCUGAGGAUUCUGACACUUACUUGCAUCGGGUGGCCAGAGCCGGCCGAUUUGGCACCAAGGGCUUAGCCAUCACGUUUGUGUCAGAUGAGAAUGAUGCCAAGAUCCUCAACGACGUGCAGGAUCGCUUUGAAGUCAACAUUAGUGAGCUGCCUGACGAGAUAGACAUUUCCUCCUACAUUGAACAGACGCGGUAGAGGACUCACCCACCAUUCGGGAAUGAGAAAGUCUGUCCCUCUGCAGGAGAUGACACCAAGCAUGGGGGUGAAGGAGACACUACUGCCACCUACCCCUGACAACCCCUAACCCCCAACCCAUGGCUUCCCUCUUUUGCAUCACCACCACUCCUAAACCCCCAUUUCCCGAUUUGUCAGAAAUUUUUUUAACAAAACUAAAAAACACAA
Phacochoerus africanus (Common warthog) is the source of this 1757-nucleotide messenger RNA. It is a transcript of the gene DDX39B, whose product is annotated as DExD-box helicase 39B. Lineage: Eukaryota; Metazoa; Chordata; Mammalia; Artiodactyla; Suidae. Gene Ontology annotation, molecular function: ATP binding; RNA helicase activity; RNA binding. The transcript is spliced from 11 exons. The record is from RefSeq and is a predicted model, not a curated record. Gene Ontology annotation, biological process: mRNA export from nucleus; mRNA splicing, via spliceosome. The coding region runs from base 264 to 1550 and encodes 428 amino acids.